UAUGGGGUAUAAUAGUAUUUUUGUUUUUAUUUUCAAUAAAACGUAUCUUGUAUCAAAGGUAUUUGAGAGUCUUCACUAAAUAGGACUUUUAUUUUGAAAUAUGAUUGGUAGACGCGUGUUCUGGAUGGACAGCCGCAGCCAUGGCAAAUCCUUACCCGUUGUAAAUCGUUAAUUCUUAGUUUACGAUGUUUAGAGUAAGAGUUAAAAGUAGUUGUAUUUAUGAGCCGUUUACUUCGUUAACAGUAGACAGUUUAAACAUGUUUCGUCAGGCUGUAAAGAAACUAGGUAUCUAUCAUAAUGCCCAGAUUCGAUACUUUGAUGCCAGAUGCAGGAAAACAGAUUGUGACGACAGCAAUGUCCACAAUUAAAUGUGUUGUCGUUGGAGAUGGAGCAGUGGGUAAAACCUCCCUUUUGGUUUCAUUUACAAACAAGUUCCCAUCAGAACCAACAGUGUUUGAUAACCAAGCUGUGACUGUAAUGGUUGAUGAUGAACCAUAUACCAUUAGAUUAUUUGAUGCUGCAGGUCAGGAUCAAUUACGACCCUUAUACUAUCCCCAAACUGACGUCUUCUUAGUUUGUUUCUCUGUAGUUUCUCUGUCCUCCUUUGAAAAUGUAAAAGAAAAGUGGGUGCCUGAGAUAACUUAUCAUGCUCCGAAAACCCCCUUUCUGCUGGUUGGAACUCAGAUUGACCUUCGAGAUGAUCCUUUAACUAUUGCAAGGCUUGCAAAAAUCAAACAAAAGCCAAUCAAACAAGACACAGCUGAACAACUAGCCCGAGACUUAAAGGCAGUGAAAUAUGUUGAAUGCUCUGCUCUAACGCAGAAAGGACUCAAGAAUGUAUUUGAUGAGGCGAUAUUAGCAGCUCUGGAGCCCCCAGGAUCCCAGAAGACAUGCAAAUGUGUGGUUUUAUGAACUGGACACAGAAGGAUCAACAAAGACGAAUCUGGGUGUAAACAAAUAGGUUUGUUUUAUUUUUGUACAGGUUUAAUCAGGAAAGUAUCAGUAGCUAUUACUCAACAGGUUUUUAUCCCCCUAUCAUUUACUUUGUUACUCAUAUCACAUGAUGAGAUGAUAUAUGUACAAAUUGUACUAUAGUGCCUUAAAGAGUUUAAUGACGCUUUACAACAAAGAUAUGCAGAUAUGGUAGGGUAGAGUGGGACAAAUUUUUUUAUUUAAUUUGUCUAAUAAGGAAGGACAAUUUUGAAGUAAAUACUGUAAUUUGUGUGUGGAUGUCCGUCCUCAGCUUAAUUUAGAAGACUUUACAGAGCCAUAUGAAUAUGUCUUGUGUCAGGUUUGGGGUAAAUUGUGUUAUUUCAAGUGUCACUGGGGAGAUUUUAUUUUAAAUAAAAGUAUGAAAAAAUAUUUACACACAAACUAUAUUAUUUCAAUGUGGUGACAAAAAUGUUUUUUGUUUUUGCCAAGAGUGAAAAACUGACCAAAAUCACUUUGCUCUUGUUUUUCUCUAGCAUGUGCAGCUGUAUAUAAGAUUGGCCCGAUUUAAAUAUUUGGUCACAUAAUGAAAAUCAAUUUAAGGGGCAAUACAUUUUAACUCACUCCCCAAAUAUUUCAGUUUUAAACAAUCCCUAUAAACAGUAGCAGUUCCAUAAAUCCAAAUGUACAUAUUAAAAUAAGGAUUUAAAAGUUAUGACAAUGUGUACAGACAUAAAUUCAUGUUAGGGGAACAUGUCUGAAACCCAAGUUCUUAAUGAUGGCCCUCCUUAUUAACACAAAACAUGAAUCACUCAGUUUAAAGGAUAGU
Molecule: messenger RNA, 1759 nt
Organism: Carassius gibelio (silver crucian carp)
Lineage: Eukaryota; Metazoa; Chordata; Actinopteri; Cypriniformes; Cyprinidae
Gene: cdc42l2
Product: cell division cycle 42 like 2
Exons: 6
Coding region: 298-912 (204 amino acids)
Biological process (GO): small GTPase-mediated signal transduction; modification of synaptic structure
Cellular component (GO): dendritic spine
Molecular function (GO): GTP binding; GTPase activity
Source: RefSeq, a predicted model, not a curated record